This is a messenger RNA of Eubalaena glacialis (North Atlantic right whale), 1707 nucleotides long. RefSeq names its product Rho GTPase activating protein 40 (gene ARHGAP40). The record is from RefSeq and is a predicted model, not a curated record. Gene Ontology annotation, cellular component: cytoplasm. Gene Ontology annotation, biological process: signal transduction; regulation of small GTPase mediated signal transduction; regulation of actin filament polymerization. Gene Ontology annotation, molecular function: GTPase activator activity. NCBI's taxonomy places the organism in Eukaryota, Metazoa, Chordata, Mammalia, Artiodactyla, Balaenidae.
AUGGCCCUGGUGGCCCUGGCUUCACCGUGUCCCCAGAUCCCACGGGCCCUCAUCGCCAGGCGGCUGGGGCGCUGUGCCUGGUGCUGGGCAGACCUGGGCUGCAGGGAGCCAGCAGUCCUGACAGCCUCUCUGUCCUGUUUCCCCACAGCAGCAGAGUCUGAAGGGCUGCAGGUGCAGGCUGGCCAGGAAACCUUCAUCAUGGACUCCGCUUACUCCGAACAAGCUGUGCUGCUCCUGCAGAGAGGCAGGGGGCCCCCGGAGGCACCUGCACCUGUGCCGAAAUUUAGGAUCCCCAAGGGCAGACUUGGCCUGACUAGGGUAGGAGACUUGUCCUUACAGGAUCAGAAGGUCCCUGCCUUAGCCCUUAUCGAGCUGACCACGCUCUGUGACGUCCUGGGCUUGGACCUGAAAAAGAGCAAGGCCGGCAAACGGAAGGCGACAGAAACUUGCCUUUUCAGCGUGUCCCUCGACACCUUGCUGGAAGCCGACCGCAGAUCCCUCCCCAGCACCCAGGUCCCGCUGGUCCUUCAAGCGCUGCUGUCCUGUUUGGAAGAGAGAGGGCUGGAUACAUCGGGCAUUCUCAGGGUGCCAGGGUCAAAGUUAUGGUUUGGCUUCCCCACUUCUUUGAGGCUGCAUCUCCCAGCACCCUCCUCUGGGCUGGAACACAAGCUGAAUCACAACGACACAUCUGAUUUGCUCCAAAUGCCCAUCCAGGCACUGCCGGCGCCUCUGCUCACUGCGGAGUACCUCCAGGCCUUCCCUGUGGUGCCCAACAUCCCGGACCUGACCCAGCGCCUGCAGGCUCACCUGCUCGUCCUGAUCCUCCCGGAACCCAGCAGAAACAUCCUGAAGGAAAAGUUACCUCCAGCUGCCUUCACUCUACCACGUCGGCCUACACCCAAAAUAACGGCUCCAAAUGUGCUCAUUCAUUCAUUCCACAACUAUGCCAGGUUGCCUUUCUUGGUGGCGCAGGUGUGAAAACUGAACGACAGCAUUCGCCGGUGCCCCCAGCUCUGCGAUGGGGGACUCAAGACCUGGCUGCGAAGGAUGCACGCAGACAGGAACGAGGCGACGGACGGCCCCGAGUUGGUUAGUGAGCCCUGCACCACCGCCCCGCCCCCACAGGUGGAAGAAGAAAGGGGCAAGGGGUGGCGGGAGGACACCUGGUGGCCGUGCCUUCGCAUCCUCUGCAUCAGCCGGGACUCACGACUAGGCUGCCAGGCACGGCGCUGCCGACUGUGGCCACCAGGGGGCGUCCCGGGCCCGUCGCAGCGAGAGAGGAGGCGGGGUCUCAGAAACGAGGGAGGUGACGCGGCUGAGCAAGGAGGAAACGGUGGGGCGGCUCUUGUCCUCAUCUGUCACUCCUCAUCCCACCACUCCCAUAGCUUCCAUUCUGAUGCCCAGCAGGAAGGAGCCUUGUGGCAGGGGACCCAUGGCUGGUCCUCCCUUACUGCCGUCCAGCUGCCUCUUCCCAGCCUCUGGGUGCUGGGCUCCUUCCUGAGCUCCGGCUCUCUCAGGAGGGUCCAUAUGUCUCAUCUCCCACCUGUGACCAAAAACCACAACAGGUCCACGAAGUCAGCCGACAUCCUCCUCCACGAAGUCAGAGGGAAUAUCAGUGAGCAUCGCCUGGACCCAGAUGCCCACCUUUUAGAUCUGUAUCACACCAACCCCCAUGGCGAGUGGGUCAUCAAACAGAACCCCACCUAA